Molecule: messenger RNA, 927 nt
Organism: Camelina sativa (false flax)
Lineage: Eukaryota; Viridiplantae; Streptophyta; Magnoliopsida; Brassicales; Brassicaceae
Source: RefSeq, a predicted model, not a curated record
AUGUGUAACCCUCUCACAGGACAGUAUGUUACCUUACCUGAACUUAGAGGUAAUUUUAGGCAUAGCUAUUUAGGGUUUGAUCCUCUUUACAAGGAAUUUAAGGUAUUGGUCAUUAGUGUUUCUUAUUCAAGUGAUUAUAUCUUAACACUGGGAACUGAGGAACUGAGGUGGAGGACGAUCCAGUGUCCUUUUAUACAUCUUCCUUGUGGGGAAAAUAUUUGCAUCCAUGGGGCUUUGUAUUACUCAGCUCAAGUUGAUCAAGGUAAUCAUCUUGAUUAUGAUGAUGUGAUAGUUUGCUUUGAUGUUAGGUAUGAGAAAUUCAAGUACAUAGGCGUAGAAUGCUGUUUUGAUGGAUUGAUAAACUAUAAGGGGAAAUUAGGUGGGAUUAACAUUAAGAAGAAUUUUGCUCUUAAUGAUGGAUAUCUUGUUGAGUUGAGUAUGUGGGUUCUAGAGGAUGUUGAUAAACAGGAAUGGUCGAAAUAUGCCUACACUUUGUGGGAUGAGAGUAAUGCUGCUAUACAUAAAGGAAGUCCUUUAUUUCUGGCUGGGAUGACUGCUACCGGUGACAUUGUUUUGUCAAUGAAAUAUGCAAAUACUCCAUUUUAUGUCGUCUACUUCAAUCCGGAAAGGAACACUCUCCAGAGUGUUGAAAUCCAAGGUGUUCGGGCCAAUCGUUAUUCCAAAGUUUACGCCUUUGUAGACUAUGUAGAAGAUCUUAGUGUUAACGAUGCAAUGCAACUCAAGCCACGCCUUUUAAAACUAGUCCAAAAUUUCGUUCCCAAGAGGCCAAAACCACGACGACGUCGGCGUACAUCUCACGACCUCUCCAAUUCUUCUCAAUCCGUGAAGAACAAGGAGCAGAACAUGUACGGAUUAUCAGCUAACCUUCUCUAUCGUUAUGCUCACUAUCAUUCGACUGGCUUAUAG